This is a messenger RNA of Ostrinia furnacalis (Asian corn borer), 679 nucleotides long. It is a transcript of the gene Trmt61, whose product is annotated as tRNA methyltransferase 61. Bases 47 to 679 code for a protein of 210 amino acids. The transcript is spliced from 4 exons. NCBI's taxonomy places the organism in Eukaryota, Metazoa, Arthropoda, Insecta, Lepidoptera, Crambidae. Gene Ontology annotation, biological process: tRNA methylation. The record is from RefSeq and is a predicted model, not a curated record. Gene Ontology annotation, molecular function: tRNA (adenine(58)-N1)-methyltransferase activity. Gene Ontology annotation, cellular component: tRNA (m1A) methyltransferase complex; nucleus.
CACCGCAUGUUUGUUUACAAACUUUUGAACAAGUAGCUAUUUCAAAAUGAGUUUCAAAAAUUAUAAAGAUAAAAUAGAUGAGGGUGAUACAGUUAUUUUAUACCUAAGUAACAAUUUAUACGCUAUAGAUGUGUGUCGUGAAAUAAAAAAUAAAAAAGGUGAAAUGGUAGAUAAUGUUUUUCAAACACCUUUUGGUGCCUUGAAGGUUAGGAAUCUAAUUGGAGCUGAAUAUGGUAGUCGGGUGGAACUAUCUAAAGGCUGGGGCCAUGUACUGCAGCCUACUCCAGAGCUGUGGUCUCUGACGCUGCCCCAUCGGACACAGAUUAUCUACACUCCGGACAUCAGUAUGAUCAUGUUGCAACUUGACUUGGUGCCGGGGAGUGUGGUUAUUGAAGCAGGUACUGGAAGUGGGUCACUGACUCAUGCCCUCAUCCGUCGAGUGAGGCCUCAUGGGCACAUCUACACCUUCGACUUCCAUGAGCACAGGGCCAAAUUAGCCAGAGAAGAGUUUGAGGCCCACGGGAUAGCUGAGUUUGUUACUGCGCAGCACAGAGAUGUCCUGGCCGAGGGUUUCGGCGAGGAGCUCAAAGGCAAGGCUGAUGCCGUCUUCCUGGACCUGCCGAGCCCUUGGAGCGGGGUGCCGCAUGCCGUGGCCGCUAUGAAGGACGGAGGUAAGUGA